Molecule: messenger RNA, 1965 nt
Organism: Emys orbicularis (European pond turtle)
Lineage: Eukaryota; Metazoa; Chordata; Testudines; Emydidae
Gene: THUMPD3
Product: THUMP domain containing 3
Exons: 10
Coding region: 138-1670 (510 amino acids)
Biological process (GO): tRNA methylation
Molecular function (GO): RNA binding; tRNA (guanine) methyltransferase activity
Source: RefSeq, a predicted model, not a curated record
GGAAUCGGAAGUAGCAUUGCAGGCUCCUCAGGCGCUGCGUGCGUGGUAGUGCGCGUUGCCGCCGAACUGCUACUGCCGCUACAUUACAGUCGUUCGGUACAUAAUAGACCCGCACGGGGGUCUGAAGUGCUGUCAAAAUGUCAGAUACUGAAGAGGCUUCUGACACCUUAGCUGAAGUGAACCUCGAUGAUACCCAUAAACCUUUAACUGAAAAUUUAGAAAGUGAUCCCAACUCAAGCCUGAAAGAUAUCGUGGUCACUAUUGGAGCUACUGUCCCAACUGGCUUUGAGUUGACAGCAGCAGAUGAAGUGAAAGAGAAAUUAGGAUCACAGUCCAGAAUAAGCAAGGACCGAGGGAAAAUCUAUUUUGAAAUUUCAGUAGAGAAACUUUCACAGGUUCAUCGUUUAAGAUCAGUGGAUAAUUUAUUUGUUGUUGUUCAGGAGUUUACAGAUUAUCAGUUUAAAGAAACUAAGGAAGAUGCUCUAAAGGAUUUGGAGGACCUGGCUAAAAAACUGCCCUGGACUGACCCUUUGAAAGUAUGGAAGUUAAAUACCAACCUAAAGAAGAGAAAGACAAAACAUAAAAAACAAAAUCAACAGAAUGGUGCAAGCAAAGAAAAGCUGUGUGAUGAUGGAGGAAAGGACAGAGCAAAUCAAAAAGAUGCUGAUAAAGAGUUGCUUGACCACGUACAAAAUACCCCAAGCUUGAAAUCUGCUGAACAGAACACAGAAAAGACACAGGAAAUGAUCUUAGCAGAUGACCAAUCAGAUGGCAAAGAUGAAUUCCUGAAUAUAACUGGAAAUGAAAACCAAGAGGGCGACUGCAAGAAAGGUGAAGUAGAAGCUCAGGUGCUGAAAUUCCGUGUUACAUGCAAUAGAGCAGGUGACAAACAUUGUUUUACAUCGAAUGAUGCAGCAAGAGAUUUUGGUGGAGCUGUGCAAGAUUACUUCCAGUGGAAGGCUGACAUGACCAACUUUGAUGUCGAGGUUCUCUUGAACAUUCACAAUAAUGAAGUAGUGGUGGGCAUUGCAUUAACUGAAGAGAGUCUUCACAGAAGAAAUAUUACACAUUUUGGACCCACAACUCUUCGAUCCACCCUUGCUUAUGGUAUGCUCAGGCUCUGUGAUCCUCAGCCAACUGACAUUAUAAUUGAUCCAAUGAGUGGAACAGGGGCUAUACCAAUAGAGGGGGCUACUGAGUGGCCUAGCUGUUAUCAUAUUGCAGGUGAUAACAAUCCACAGGCUGUGAAAAGAGCAGCAAAUAAUAUCUGUUCUUUGUUGAAGAAAAAUCAGAAUAAAGAAAGUGGUACUUCCUGGGGCAUACCCAUAGAUACCAUUCAGUGGGAUAUCUGCAAUCUCCCCUUGAGGACCAGCUCUGUGGAUGUUAUUGUAACAGAUAUGCCAUUUGGAAAGAGGAUAGGAUCUAAAAAGAAGAAUUGGGAUCUCUACCCAGCUUGCCUUUUGGAGAUGAGUCGCAUCUGCAGGCCUGGGACAGGGAGAGCUGUACUACUUACCCAAGACAGGAAAUGUUUUGCCAAGGCCUUGUCAAAAAUGGGACACUUGUGGCAAAAGGGUCAUACAGUCUGGGUGAAUGUAGGGGGACUUCAUGCUGCAGUUUAUCUUCUGAAACGUACCUUGGAAAGAGCAGGAGAGAAAAGAUCAUACUGGUAACCCACCUGUCAGCAAACAUACCAAGCAGCAUCCACUUGCCUGAAUUUCUUGGAAAGCUGUUUGCUAGAGUAUAUGCCUUAGAUUUCUGUUGAGAAUACUGGUCCAAGGAUCAGCUUGAAAAGCGUCAUUUCCACUGUGUACUCUGGAACCUUUUUAUUUUACUUGAAACCAAGUAGAAAAAAAGCAAAUCCACCAACAAAAUUACUAAUUCUUUCCUGUGUAUAUGAAUCUGCUUUACCAUGUUUGUGGCAUUUUUCACUUAAAUGUACAUGUUUUCAUAUUCACAAGGGAACUA